AGCCGGGGAGAGAGGAAACAGUGACCGUGGCUUGGGGCUCGUGUUACCUUCAGCACCGCAGCUGUGAUGGGUCUUUGUCUCCAGCCCUCGGACUGACACCCUGGCCCCAGCUGUGCUGCUGGCUCCGGAGAAUGAGCGGAUGCACCACAGGUCCUGCUGCCUGGGGCUUUGAUUCCCAAGGAUCUCCCUCCUCGCCCUCCAGCCGUUCGGCUCCUGAGCCUUUCCUGCAUCUCGGACAUUGUAAAGCAUUCGGAAACCUCCCUCGGCACGUUCUCCCCCAGAGCCCAGCCUGACAGCCCAGGGAACUGAAGACCUGCUUCUCCCCAGGACAUAGGUCGCGAGCUGUGGGCAUUCAUACUCUGGACUCGGCUGUUGCUUGCCACACAACUUGCUCUAGGAACUGUGGAAGAAGGCUGCAACUGCAGUACACCCAUGGCCUUCUCUGAGUUUCAGGCAGCUCCAGCCCUCCAGACAUGCUGUUUGAACUUCACCGGGACUGAAAUUGACUCCCUGGACUGGAGCCUCUUUGGUGGAGUAACAGGCCUGAGAGAGAUAUACCUCUCGCACUGCGGCGUGUUGGACAUUGUCAAUGCAUCCACUGCGCCCGUCAUGCUGGAGAUCUUGCACUUGGAUCACAAUCAGUUGGAAAAGCUUCCAGAAAGUUUCCUAGAAGAUGCCCCGCGAUUGAGGGUCCUUCAUUUGGACAGCAACAAGCUUCGCAAGCUGCCCAAAUCCUUCCUGAGAGCUUCCACUCAAAUCCAAGAGAUUAACCUUGGCUUCAAUGACUUGGCCUCCCUUCCCUCAGGUGUCUUUAAGCCCUCUCUCACCAGGCUCAGCCUCACCAACAAUAGCUGGGAUUGCACCUGCGCCUUGUUUGGUGACCUGGAGAAGUAUCCCCGAGAGCCAUCCAGCAGGGACAUGCAGGGCCCUGUCGUGGUGUGCAGCACCCCAGAGCGUUACCGCAGCAUGGACAUCCGAGAUAUCCGUAAGCAGGAGCUCUGCCGGGCACACAGCUUGACCGCCCUCUUCAUCUGCCUGCCCCUGGUGGUCAUUUUAGCCCUGGUCGCCUGGUGCUUUUGCAGGCAGAAGAGAAAGACGGGCUACACCCUCAGUCGCAGGCUGGAGUGCCACCUGGCCACGGUGGAGAGGAACAGUGCCAAGGGGCUGGCAGAGCCUCACCACUACAUCCAGUGUGAGCUGCCCACUGCCCCCACCGAGAGUGAGAAGAACACGCUGCUGAGGAACCAGAUCCUGCUGAAGCCCUCCACCGCCCUGCUGGGGAGCAACAGGGACCUCUAUGAAGAGGUGGAAAUCAAGCUGGGGGCCUUGGACAAUUCUUUUGUGCUGGUCAACGAAGGGAGCCUCAGCCAGGAGACGGGCCCCGAGGGGGCACCGCCGGUGGCGGCAGCAGCACAGGAGCUGGCGGGCAGCGACCCGGAAGCGGAGACCGUGAGCGUGACGGACGUGCUGAAGGACUCGGUGGACCGAGAGAAGCUCUACAUGAGCCAGGCAGUGGAUUAUUACAACCUGGUGCCUGCCAUUGAGCUGGAGGACUCCGACCACCAGGAGUACGAGAACAUUGACCUGCACUGAGGCUUGGCGAGUGAGGGGUGUCCUGGGAACCUGGGGCCGU
Gopherus flavomarginatus (Mexican gopher tortoise) is the source of this 1633-nucleotide messenger RNA. RefSeq names its product chondroadherin-like. NCBI's taxonomy places the organism in Eukaryota, Metazoa, Chordata, Testudines, Testudinidae. Bases 433 to 1593 code for a protein of 386 amino acids. The record is from RefSeq and is a predicted model, not a curated record. The transcript has 2 exons. Gene Ontology annotation, cellular component: plasma membrane. Gene Ontology annotation, molecular function: protein binding.